Messenger RNA from Branchiostoma belcheri (Belcher's lancelet), 1903 nucleotides. Its product is annotated as sialate O-acetylesterase-like. The transcript is spliced from 10 exons. Lineage: Eukaryota; Metazoa; Chordata; Leptocardii; Amphioxiformes; Branchiostomatidae. Gene Ontology annotation, molecular function: sialate O-acetylesterase activity. The record is from RefSeq and is a predicted model, not a curated record. The coding region runs from base 80 to 1681 and encodes 533 amino acids. Gene Ontology annotation, biological process: carbohydrate metabolic process.
UUGCAUUGUGUCCUACCGUCACGUGGAGAUAGUCACAUGACGAAUCACCUGUUUUGAGGUCAAAGAGCACGAAGUAAACAUGGCAAUGUUGAAGAUGUGCGGGUCGCUCUGUUUUCUGCUCGUUCUGUGUUGUUUGUCCCAGUCUAGCGUCGCUGCUCCCAGCACGUUCAACUGGGCCUCCUACUAUGGGAACCACAUGGUUCUACAGCAGGGCCCACACAGGGCUGUACUCUGGGGGUACGGAGAGGUGGGAGCCACUGUCAACGUCAGCUCUACAUCAGGAGGUUUUUACUCAACCAAAGUCUAUGAAGGCCACGAUGGUAGAGGUGUUUGGAAAGUGACGCUGCAGCCGACGGCAGCGGGAGGGCCGUACCAGUUCCAGGGCGUCCAUGACAACCAGGGGAUGUUACAGUGGAUCCUGCUGAAGGACGUUAUGUUUGGAGACGUGUGGGUGUGCAGUGGGCAGAGCAACAUGCAGUUCACUGUCAGUCAGGGCUUCAAUGCCUCAGCUGCCAUCGCAGAGGCUAAAAACUUCCCAGACAUCCGACUGUUCACAGCAGACCUGGUGCAGUCUGACAAACCUCUGUAUGACUUGGACAAGAUCCUGCAGCCCUGGGCUGUGGCUAGCUCUGAAAGUGUUGGAGGUGCAGAUUGGCAGUACUUCUCUGCUGUUUGCUGGUUCUUUGGGAGAGAUCUGUACAAACACCUGGGCUACCCCAUCGGACUGGUGGCCACUACCUGGGGCGGCACACCUGUGGAGGCGUGGUCAUCUCCUCAGGUGUUGGAAAAGUGCAACAUUACAAACAGAUUUGAGUCAGAAGACUUGCAGUAUACAGGUCCUGAGGUGGGAGGGCCCAAAGGACACUCUGUGCUGUGGAACGCCAUGGUUCACCCUCUACUUAACAUGACCAUCACAGGAGCCAUCUGGUAUCAAGGAGAGGCUAAUACUGGUCACCCUGACUCCUACUCCUGUUCCUUCCCUGGGAUGAUUGACAGCUGGAGGAAGGAGUGGUACAUGGGGACUGGCGGACGGACAGACCCAUACUUUCCUUUUGGAUUUGUGCAGCUCUCUACCACUGGCACCCCAAAAGCCACCGGUAAUUUGGGCUAUCCAGCCAUCAGGUGGCACCAGACAGCUGACUACGGCUAUGUCCCUAACCCAGUCAUGCCCAAUGUCUUCAUGGCAGUGGCUGUGGACCUGCCUGAUGCAAAGUCACCAUUUGGCAGCAUCCAUCCACGGGACAAACAGGACGUAGCCAGCCGAUUGGUCCUCGCUGCCCGUGCCGUAGCCUAUGGUGAGACUGAUGUGAUGUUUCAUGGUCCCAGACCUGCCAGUGUGUCUGUGGACGCCUCCACCAAAAAUAUUGACUGGAUCUAUCCCAAAGCCAUGAACAUCACUGUCAAGUCUAAAGAUGGCUUUGAGGUGUGCUGCUCCCCAGACUUGGACCAGUGCUCCAUGACUUCGCAGGAGUGGGUUCCAGUCCCCAUCGUGUCCAGCACCUCCUAUUCCAUCACCCUGCAGCUCACGCAGGACUGCUGGGAGAACGUCACGUACAUCCGCUACCUGUGGAAGGAGUGGCCCUGCGAUUUUAAGGAAUGUGCCGUGUACUCGGAAAACGACUUACCCGAGGCACCGUUCUUUGGAUGCAUGAUGGAGCCUGACAAGAAACCCCCCUGCUAGAAUGGCAGUGAAUGUGCAAUGUCGUCUACUGGUGUAACUAGUAAAUUUCUGAAAUGCUUACAUUGUUCUUUAAUGGUGGCUUACAUAAAAUUUUACUAUGCAAUUCCAAGCUGUGGCAUCAAGUACAAUGUACAUGUAGAGAAGGAGUCUUCUAAAAUGUUGGUAAAUUGUAGGUGGCUUACAUGUAGUUUUACUAUGCAAUUUUAAGCUGUGCACUUCAUA